Polypterus senegalus (gray bichir) is the source of this 11836-nucleotide messenger RNA. It is a transcript of the gene tenm4, whose product is annotated as teneurin transmembrane protein 4. Gene Ontology annotation, cellular component: neuron projection; membrane. The transcript is spliced from 35 exons. Gene Ontology annotation, biological process: heterophilic cell-cell adhesion; signal transduction; neuron development. The record is from RefSeq and is a predicted model, not a curated record. Gene Ontology annotation, molecular function: protein homodimerization activity; cell adhesion molecule binding; protein heterodimerization activity. NCBI's taxonomy places the organism in Eukaryota, Metazoa, Chordata, Cladistia, Polypteriformes, Polypteridae. Bases 756 to 9359 code for a protein of 2867 amino acids.
GCUUCAGUGCAAGUGUGUAGCUUGUCAUUCCGAGGCAUUCACGGUAGGAUUCUCUGUCUCCUCUAUUCACGUUUUCAGUGUGUUUAUGUGAGCGUUGAGACCAGAAUAAAAAGGAAAAAAGAAUCAGCCGCCGCCUACUGAAUUGGAACGCGCAAUCUUAUUCCGGAGCUAUUCUACAGAAGGACCGUUCGUAUCUUAACUGGAAGCCUGGACAAAUACUGUGCGUUUCCCUUUUUAUCUGCACUCUAUCAAUUUCGCCUAAAUGCACAGAGUUUUUGCUGUAUGUGCCUGUUUAUUUCAUUUUUGGACUGAACGGUGAGUGAAAACUGUGCACCAAUAUUUUAAGUGGUGGGACGUCGAGAAACUGGGACCUGUCAAACCCAAGAAGGAGAGCUUUUUAUGCACACCUGCAGAAUGAUGUCCCGAAGUGCUGAUGCCAGUGAUCGACAUGCUAUCCUGUUGACAUUGUCAUAAAUUGACCUUUCAAGAAAGACUACAUUCAAGUAAGCAUGAUCUUGUCAAUACAGAAGACAUUCUCAGGAAUUGUGGAACAAUGAAACAAAAUCAGAUGUGUAACUGCCAUGCAAUUUGUACUUUAUGUGAUCUUGGAAAUCAUUCUUCUACCAGUAAAUGUGAAGAUAAAUAAAAUGUCCCAAAUGUUUUGGAAAUGGGGUUGUAUCAGUGGAUUAGGGUACCUGGGGCUAAUUUUAUACCCCCAUCAAAGUUUUAAUGUUGAAUACUCAGACUAAACAGCCAUGGAUGUGAAGGAACGAAAACCAUACAGAUCUCUGACAGCUCGGCGAGAUACAGAACGGCGCUAUACUAAUUCUUCUGUGGAAAGUGAAGACAGUAAAUUACAUCCUAAAUCCUACAGCUCUAGUGAGACCCUGAAAGCUUUUGACCAGGAUUCCAGACUGGCCUACGGCAGCAGAGUCAAAGAAAUGGUGCACCUUGAGUCUGAUGAAUACUGCAGGCAAGGAGCUGAUUUCUCACUCAGAGAUUUGGGGUUUGCCGAAGUAAUGACUCAGCAUAACACAGGCUACCGGACAGAUAUUGGAUUGCCUCAUCGUGGAUACUCCAUUAGCGCAGGCUCUGAUGCUGACACAGAAAUGGAUGGAAUCAUGUCUCCAGAACAUGCAGUCAGACUAUGGGGGCGUAAUGCCAAAUCAGGACGCAGUUCUUGUUUGUCCAGUAGAGCCAAUUCAAAUCUCACUCUUACAGACACAGAACAUGAAAACACAGAAAAUGGUCCUCCCCUGCAUUGUUCAUCUGCUUCAUCCACCCCAAUUGAGCAGUCCCCUUCCCCUCCCCCUUCCCUUGAAGCCAAUGAAAGCCAGCGAAGGUUGCUAGGUAACGGUGUGCCUCAGCCAACCCCGGACAUUGACUCUGAGGAGGAGUUUGCCCCCAAUUCAUUCUUAGUAAAAACGAGCUCUGGGAACUUCUAUGCUACAGCUCCAGCUGCUGAUGACCAAACAACCACAUUUCAAAACCAUGCCAGACUGAGGACUCCACCACUUCCACUUUCUCAUUCUCAAAACCCAAACCAGCACCAUGCAUCGUCAAUCAAUUCAUUGAAUCGUGGAAACUAUACUCCUCGAAGUAAUCCCAGCCCUGCCCCCACAGACCACUCGGCACCAACGGAAGUACCAACAUCUGCCCAAGAGUCAGGAUGUGCACAAGACAACUGGCUGCUUAACAGCAACAUUCCUCUUGAAACCAGGAGCCAGAAUACUCUUUUGUAUAUCAGAGAAGAGCAAGAGGAUUUCAUAGAAGGGCAGGGAUCAUUCAGUGCAAGAAACAUAGCAAAGCAGACAUUCCUAGAGACUUUACAGGACAACUUCAUUGAGAUGGACAUUCUCGCCUCAGCAAGACAUGAUGGUUCUUACAAUGAAGGGCACUUCCUGUUCAAGCCGGGUGGAACAUCGCCCUUGUUUUGCACAACGUCACCGGGAUACCCCCUGACCUCCAGUACUGUUUAUUCCCCACCACCCCGACCACUGCCACGUAGCACCUUUUCCAGACCUGCUUUCAGUCUGAAGAAGCCCUACAAGUACUGCAACUGGAAAUGUGCUGCUUUGAGUGCCAUUAUAAUUUCUGUAACACUGGUCAUCCUGCUAGCAUAUUUUAUUGCUAUGCAUCUGUUUGGCCUAAACUGGCACCUGCAGCCUAUGCAAAGACAAAUGUAUCAGCUGGCAGAAGACAGAGCCAGCAGCCUGCCAGCACCUACGGACCUCACAGUUUCACCUUCAGGUGGAACAGGGUUAGAGUUACCUGACAGAAAAGGCAAAGGCAUUGGAAUGGGUGAAGGAAAACCAGAUGGUCUUUUUCCAGAAGAAACUUUUAUAGACAUGGGAGAAAUUGAUAUUGGAAGGAAGGUUACACAGAAGAUUCCUCCUGGUAUAUUUUGGCGUUCCCAAGUGUUCAUUGAUCAUCCAAUGUAUCUAAAGUUCAAUGUAUCCCUAGGAAAAGAUGCUCUUGUUGGCAUCUAUGGCAGAAGAGGCCUUCCUCCAUCACAUACACAGUUUGACUUUGUGGAGUUGCUGGAUGGACGACGAUUACUAGCACAGGAGGUCCGGGGCUUGGAAGGACCACAAAGGCAGCAUCGUAGCUUAGUUCCAAUAACCAAUCAUGACACUGGAUUCAUCCAAUAUUUAGAUUCAGGAAUAUGGCACUUGGCUGUAUACAAUGAUGGGAAAGAAGCAGAACAAGUCUCUUUUAUAACUACUGUAAUAGAAUCUGUGGAUGAAUGUCCAAGCAACUGUUAUGGGAAUGGAGACUGUGUAUCUGGCACUUGUCAUUGUUUUUUAGGCUUCCUUGGACCAGACUGUGGAAGAGCCUCAUGUCCAGUUCUGUGCAGUGGAAAUGGUCAAUAUUUGAAAGGGCGUUGCAUGUGUCACAGUGGCUGGAAAGGGUCAGAGUGUGACAUUCCUACUAGUCAAUGCAUUGAUGUGGCCUGCAGCAAUCAUGGAACAUGCAUUAUGGGAACUUGUAUCUGCAAUCCUGGCUACAAAGGAGAAAACUGUGAAGAAGUGGACUGCAUGGAUCCCACAUGCUCUGGGAGAGGAGUAUGUGUUCGUGGAGAAUGCCACUGCACUGUGGGAUGGGGAGGGCCCAAUUGUGAAAAUACAAGACCAUCCUGCAUGGACCACUGCUCGGGACAUGGGACCUUUCUCCAAGAAACUGGAACUUGCAGCUGUGAUGCCAACUGGACUGGGCAUGAUUGUUCUACAGAGAUUUGUGCAGCCGACUGUGGAGGACAUGGUAUCUGUGUGUCAGGCACCUGCCGCUGUGACGAGGGUUGGAUGGGCAAUGCCUGUGAUCAGAGGGCAUGUCACCCACGCUGCAACGAGCACGGAACAUGCAAGGAUGGCAAGUGUGAAUGCAGUCCUGGUUGGAAUGGAGAGCACUGCACCAUUGCUCACUAUCUGGAUAAGGUAGUGAAAGAGGGAUGCCCUGGUUUAUGUAAUGGAAAUGGAAGAUGCACCCUUGACCAGAAUGGAUGGAACUGUGUCUGUCAGCUGGGCUGGAGAGGUUCUGGAUGUGACACAUCCAUGGAGACUGCAUGCAGUGAUGGCAAAGAUAAUGACAAUGAUGGCUUGAUAGAUUGCAUGGACCCUGACUGCUGUCUUCAGACAAGCUGCCACAUUACAUCACUAUGUGUAGGUUCUCCAGACCCAUUGGACGUCAUUCAACAAACUCAGGCUCCAUCCACUCAAGCCAACCUGCAGUCCUUCUAUGACCGAAUCAGAUUUCUUGUGGGCAAGGACAGCACUCACAUCAUCCCAGGAGAAAACCCCUUCAAUGUAGACCAUGCUUGUGUUAUUCGAGGUCAGGUAAUGACAUCAGAUGGAACCCCCCUUGUUGGGGUGAACAUCAGCUUUAUCAACAACCCUCUGUACGGUUAUACCAUUAGUCGUCAAGAUGGCAGCUUUGAUUUGAUCACCAACGGUGGAGUCGCCAUAAUAUUGCGUUUUGAGCGUGCCCCCUUUAUUACCCAGGAACACACACUGUGGUUGCCUUGGGGGCGCUUUUAUGUCAUGGAUGCCAUCACAAUGAGGCAUGAAGAAAAUGAGAUUCCCAGUUGUGAUCUCAGCAGCUUUGCACGACCCAACCCUAUUGUCUCUCCUGCACCCUUGACUGCCUUUGCUGCAUCAUGUUCUGACAGGGGAACAAUUGUCCCAGAAAUUCAGGUACUGCAGGAAGAGAUCAACAUUCCAGGAUGCAAAAUGAAGCUCAGCUACCUGAGCAGUCGCACACCAGGGUACAAGUCAGUCCUCCGUGUCAUCUUGACACAUUCAUCAAUUCCUUUUAACCUCAUGAAGGUUCACUUAAUGGUGGCAGUAGAAGGACGGCUCUUCAGGAAGUGGUUUCCAGCUGCCCCAGAUCUUUCAUAUUAUUUUAUCUGGGACAAGACUGAUGUAUACAGCCAAAAGGUCUAUGGACUCUCAGAAGCUUUCGUUUCAGUGGGAUACGAAUAUGAAUCUUGUCCAGACCUAAUACUUUGGGAGAAGAGGACUGCUGUUCUACAAGGGUAUGAAAUGGAUGCCUCCAAUCUUGAUGGCUGGACAUUGGACAAACACCAUGCCCUGAAUAUUCAAAGUGGCAUACUACACAAAGGAAAUGGAGAGAACCUGUUUAUUUCCCAGCAGCCCCCUAUCAUUAGCAGUAUUAUGGGAAAUGGAAGGAAACGCAGUACGUCCUGUCCAAGCUGCAAUGGCCUUGCUGAUGGGAACAAGCUGUUGGCACCAGCUGCACUAGCUUGUGGUUCUGAUGGAAGUCUCUAUGUGGGUGAUUUCAACUACAUCCGCAGGAUCUAUUCAGGCAAUGUCACCAGUGUGCUGGAACUAAGAAAUAAAGAUUACCGACAAAGCAGUAGUCCAGCACACAAGUAUUAUCUGGCUACCAGUCCAGUAUCCGGUGCUGUUUACCUGUCAGAUACAAACAGUAGGAAGGUGUUUAAAAUAAAAUCUCUUACCAUAAUUAAAGAUGUGGCCAAGAAUUUCGAAGUAGUGGCAGGCACCGGUGAUCAGUGCCUUCCUUUUGACGAGACUCGCUGUGGGGAUGGAGGCAAGGCUGUGGAAGCCACACUUACUAAUCCCAGAGGUAUUACUGUUGAUAAGCUUGGGUUCAUCUACUUUGUUGAUGGGACAAUGAUACGAAGAAUUGAUCAAAAUGGAAUAAUUUCGACUCUGCUGGGCUCCAAUGACUUAACUUCAGCUCGUCCUCUGAGUUGUGACUCUGUUAUGGAUAUCUCACAGGUGCGACUAGAAUGGCCUACUGAUCUUGCUGUCAGUCCCAUGGAUAACUCAUUGUAUGUGUUGGACAACAAUGUUGUGCUUCAGAUCUCUGAAAACCACCAGGUGCGCAUUGUGGCUGGGAGACCUAUGCAUUGCCAAGUGCCAGGCAUUGACCACUUUCUCCUCAGUAAGGUGGCUGUGCAUGCCACUCUGGAGUCUGCGACAGCACUGGCUGUAUCUCACAAUGGCAUUCUUUAUAUUGCUGAGUCAGAUGAGAAAAAGAUAAAUCGUGUAAGGCAGGUGACAACCAACGGUGAAAUCUCAUUGGUUGCUGGAGCACCGAGUGGAUGUGACUGCAAAAAUGAUGCUAAUUGUGACUGCUAUUCUGGCGAUGAUGGAUAUGCCAAGGAUGCCAAACUGAAUGCACCUCUUUCCCUCGCUGUUUCACCUGAAGGAGAGCUAUUCAUUGCAGAUCUGGGGAAUAUCAGAAUCCGCUAUGUCCGCAAGAAUAAGCCAUUUCUCAACCCACAUAACCUUUAUGAGGUUUCAUCCCCUAUUGAUGGAGAACUGUAUCUUUUUGACACUAAUGGCAGCCACAUCUACACUCAGAGUCUAAUCACUGGAGACUACCUCUACAAUAUUACCUAUACUGGCAAUGGUGAUAUCAGCUCUAUUACUGAUAAUAAUGGAAAUACUCUAAAAAUCACCAGAGAUGGCACAGGAAUGCCACUUUGGCUGGUAGUGCCAGAUGGCCAGGAAUACUGGUUGACCAUUGGCACAAACAAUGCUCUCAAAAGUAUUACUGCUCAAGGGCAUGAAUUGGCAAUGAUGACUUACCAUGGAAAUUCUGGUCUCCUAGCAACAAAAAGUGAUGAAAAUGGAUGGACUACAUUUUAUGAGUAUGACGGCUAUGGACGACUGACCAAUGUCACAUUCCCCACGGGUCACAUUAGCAGUUACCGUACUGACACUGAUAGUUCAGUUAAAGUUCAAGUGGAAUCGUCCAACAAGGAGGAUGUGACCAUAACAACCAAUCUGUCAGCAUCAGGGACAUUCUAUACAUUACUGCAGGAUCAAGUUCGCAACAGUUAUUACAUUGGACUGGAUGGAUCCUUAAAGUUGGUUUUAGCGAAUGGAAUGGAAGUGUCACUCCAUACAGAACCUCACCUUUUAGCUGGCACAGUCAACCCAACAGUUGGAAAGAGAAAUGUAACUUUGCCAAUUGACAAUGGACUGAACUUAGUGGAAUGGCGACAGCGUAAAGAACAAGCAAGAGGUCAAGUCACAGUUUUUGGACGCAGACUUAGGGUACAUAACAGAAACCUGUUGUCCUUGGACUUUGACCGCAUUACCAGAACGGAGAAGGUAUAUGAUGACCAUCGCAAGUUCACUCUUCGUAUUCAUUACGAUCAUGCUGGAAGGCCUACUCUGUGGUCCCCAAGCAGCAGACUAAACGGUGUCAAUGUGACUUAUUCCCCUGGGGGUUAUAUUGCCGGUAUCCAGAGGGGCACCAUGUCAGUUCGAAUGGAAUAUGACCAGACUGGGAGAAUCAUAUCUCAAAUCUUUGCAGAUGGAAAAUCAUGGAGCUACACCUACUUAGAAAAGUCAAUGGUACUUCUUCUCUACAGCCAGAGACAGUAUAUUUUUGAAUUUGACAAGAAUGAUCGAUUAUCUUCAGUGACAAUGCCCAAUGUGGCCAGGCAGACAUUAGAAACAAUACGCUCAAUUGGUUAUUACCGGAAUAUAUACAGACCUCCAGAGGGCAAUGCCUCAUUUCUUCAGGAUUUCAGUGAAGAGGGACAGCUUUUACAAACUGCUUAUCUAGGCACUGGCCGAAGAGUUAUUUAUAAAUAUGGAAAGCUUGCAAAACUAUCAGAGAUCCUUUAUGACACCACAAAAAUUGCCUUUAGUUAUGAUGAAGCAGCUGGAAUGUUAAAGACAGUGAAUCUGCAGACUGAAGGAUUCACCUGCACCAUUAGGUACCGUCAGAUUGGGCCACUUAUUGACAGACAGAUUUUCCGUUUUAGUGAGGAAGGCAUGGUAAAUGCACGCUUUGACUACAACUAUGACAAUAGUUUCAGAGUCACCAGCAUGCAGGCAGUCAUCAAUGAAACGCCUUUGCCCAUUGAUUUAUACCGGUAUGAUGAUGUAUCAGGAAAAACAGAACAGUUUGGGAAAUUUGGUGUUAUCUACUAUGACAUCAACCAAAUUAUCACUACUCCAGUUAUGACCCACACCAAGCAUUUUGAUGCCUAUGGGCGAGUGAAAGAAGUUCAGUAUGAGAUUUUCAGAUCCCUGAUGUACUGGAUGAUGGUUCAGUAUGAUAACAUGGGAAGAGUGGUCAGUAAAGAAUUGAAAGUAGGACCCUAUGCAAACACAACUCGAUACUCCUAUGAGUAUGAUGCAGAUGGGCAGUUACAGACAGUCUCUAUUAAUGACAAACCACUCUGGCGCUAUAGCUAUGAUUUAAAUGGAAAUCUACACUUACUAAGCCCUGGCAAUAGUGCUCGAUUGACACCACUCCGAUAUGAUUCAAGGGACAGAAUAACCCGACUUGGUGAUGUACAGUACAGAAUGGAUGAGGAUGGGUUUUUGAGACAAAGAGGAAAUGAUUUCUUUGACUACAACUCUGAUGGUCUUUUGGUAAAAGCAUACAACAAAGUUACAGGAUGGAAUAUCAGGUAUCGUUAUGAUGGCCUUGGACGAAGAGUUUCCAGUAAAUCCAGCUAUGGUCACCACUUGCAGUUUUUUUAUGCUGACCUAUCAAGUCCAAUGCAAGUCACUCACAUGUACAAUCAUUCCAGUUCAGAGAUCACAUCCCUUUACUAUGACCUGCAAGGUCACCUGUUUGCCAUGGAGCUGAGUAGUGGAGAUGAAUUCUAUGUUGCUUGUGAUAACAUUGGAACACCGCUGGCUGUUUUCAGUGGCACUGGCCUCAUGAUUAAACAGAUUCUUCACACAGCCUAUGGGGAAGUCUAUAUGGAUACAAACCCCAGCUUUCAGUUAAUUAUUGGUUAUCAAGGAGGACUGUAUGAACCACUAACCAAGCUUGUGCAUAUGGGUAGACGGGAUUAUGAUGUUCUUGCAGGCCGAUGGGCCACACCUGAUCACAAUAUCUGGAAGCGCCUCAAUAACAACAACAUAAUGCCCUUCAAUCUGUACAUGUUCAAAAACAACAAUCCUGUCAGCAACGCACAAGAAAUCAAAUGCUACAUGACAGAUGUAAACAGCUGGCUGCUUACGUUUGGAUUCCAGCUGUACAAUGUCAUUCCUGGAUAUCCUAAACCAGAUACUGAUGCCAUGGAACCAUCGUAUGAGCUCAUCAGCACUCAAAUGAAGACCCAGGAGUGGGACAGCAGCAAGUCUAUUUUAGGUGUACAGUGUGAAGUACAAAAACAGCUGAAGGCAUUUGUAAAGUUAGAACUCUUUGGACAGAUCUAUGGAGCAAGUAGUGCUGGUUGCCUCCAAAAUGAGAAGAAGAACCGAUUUGCAUCAGGGGGCUCAAUCUUUGGCAAAGGUGUCAAAUUUGCUCUCAAAGAUGGCCGCGUCACCACUGACAUCAUCAGCCUUGCCAACGAGGAUGGCCGAAGGACAGCAGCUAUCCUUAAUGGUGCCUACUACCUACAAGAUCUUCAUUUUACUAUCAGCGGUGUUGACACCCAUUACUUCAUAAAGCUUGGGCCCCCUGAGAGUGAUCUGUCUCUGAUUGGCAUGACAGGGGGUAGGAGAACUCUUGAGAAUGGUGUCAAUGUGACUGUGUCUCAGGUAAAUACAGUUCUGAAUGGCAGGACUAGACGAUACACAGACAUUCAGCUCCAGUAUGGGGCUUUGUGCCUGAACACUCGUUAUGGGACCACCAUGGACGAGGAGAAGGUGCGUGUGCUAGAGCUGGCUAGACAGCGAGCAGUAGCCCAUGCCUGGGCCACUGAACAGCAGAGACUGCGAGAUGGUGAGGAAGGAACAAGGGCAUGGACAGAAGGUGAGAAACAACAGUUGCUAAGCACAGGGAGGGUACUGGGGUAUGAUGGUUACUUUGUGAUCUCAGUUGACCAGUACCCGGAGCUGUCAGACAGCGUGAAUAAUAUUCAUUUCAUGAGACAGAGUGAAAUGGGCAAAAGGUGACAUAAAACAGAAAAAUGAAGGAAAAUCACAAAAAAAAUGGACAGCAUUGAGGACUACUUGCCAAAGACAGCUGCUUAUGUGGCCACUUUUUGACUCUGUUGUACUUAUUUUUUAUAAAAAAAAAUAUAUAUAUAUAAAUAUAUAUAUACAGUUGCACUGUACUUCUAAAAAGAGUGCCCAAUGUUAAUAUCGUUUUUACUUUUUUGUUCCUUAUGUUCACACUUUAAAAAAAGUGUGAAACACUGAUAUCCUAAUGACUUUUUUCUCUUUUGUUAUUUUUGUCUUUGUCUCUCUCUUGUGAGGAAGUAAACAUGAAAAUUGAGCUGUAAGCAAGGUUCACAAGUUUGCUUGGAAGCAAAUUGCGAUUCAUAAAUGAGUUUGAUUGUGUACUUUUUACACUUGAGGCACAAAGGAAAGACUGCAGUAUCCUCACUUGUUGCUUACUUGAAAUCCCAUUUAGCACUCAUAUGGAUUAAAUAACCUGGUCAUGUGCUCUAUGAUGUCCUAAUGUCCAUGUUCCAACUGAACUUGUCUUCUGUGAUUUACUGUACAUUUUUGUAAGACACUUUCCAAAGUUACAGUGUGCCUGGACAAUAAUUCUAGGUGUAGAUCCAGUUAAAGAUAUUAAAGAGAUUUGGAAUUUUAACGCCAGUUCAGCUCUGAAUUGACGUAACGUUUUUCCUGUUUAGUUGUUGUUUGCCAGUGGUACAGCAGUGGAAAAAAUCUUUACAUGGGGGAGCUGAAGUGGGUUUCAGACCACUUUACUGUGGACUGUGCUUCCUUUCUGUGCUCAGGGGUGGGCAGUGAGUAUACACAAACAAGUGAAAACCAUAUGGAAGGUUUCAGUGAUUACAGUAUAACAAAAAGAAGAAAAAAUGUGAAUUCAAAAAAUGUGAAAUAUUUACUUUUUUAAUGCUUAGUGUUGUAUUUAGUAUUGAAAGGUGUUUCCAGCAUACAUGAAAUACAAUAUAAUCAUGUGCAGAGGCUUUAAAAAGAUGUUUUUUUUUUGUUUUUUUUUGUUUUUUUAAGAUAAAGCAGUAAAGAUAACAUUUUGCUAUCAUGAGGUCAUAUUCUUGACACAGUGGAUUUUAACAAUGUGGUCAAUUUUAUAAGUUUUUUUUUAAUUUUUUAAACAAUUUAAAAACUAAAAAAGAAAUAGGAAAAAAAUCACAGUUUUUUGGCAGGUUUUUUACUAGCUAAAUAAAACCAUCUUUGGCAUGUGUACCAAGUCACUAACCAUUUGUUUGUUUUGAUUGUACAUGUAUUUUUGAAAUGUUACCAAGAACACAGAGUAGGAGCCACAUUGCUAAAAGCACUCCAAGUAUAGAUCAAAAAGCAAGAUGACAAUUACAUAUAUACACUAUUUGUAUUAUAUGGACAUGACAUAGAAGUUUAUCCCAGUGUGUCUGCUCUGAGAAGUAAUGUUUCUAAACUAUGGGACUAUAAACAUGCAACUAGGCAUGCCAUAAGAUUGCAGCACACAGUUUCUGUGUAACACACACACAAACACUCCAACCCUUCCAGAACACACAAUGUGGGGCUGCUGACGAUCCAUACUAUAGAUCUGAACCGCAAAGUAAGUUGCUUUAUACCGAUGAUGGAAUCUUAAGGAGAAAAUGCCUUUAUACAGCUUAGGGCCGACUUCAAGGAAGAGCCAAAGCUGGCUAUGAAUCAAGGGGAGAGACAGUAGCUUUGCUACCCAAUGUUAUCUAACCCCAUAUCUCAGAUAAAUGAAAAGAAAAUUCUCUCCCAGUUUCAUGUCAGUCCUAAAGACGUCACUGGUUUCAACUUUGAGCAUUCUGAGGCCAUUCAUAAUCGUUGUGAGUCAACACAGUUCAGUGGAGUCUUCUGGAUCAGAUCAACUCAAAUCCUACAGGACCCCACUCUUGUCAAACUAGGGGCUUGUCUCUUUCUGUAAGAGAGGAUGAAUAAGCUGCAUGUGCAUUUCAGAUGUAACAUGGACAUCGUAACCCUACAUGGCUGUCCACUAUGUGAGUCUAACUUUGCACUGAUGCCGGACUCUUUUUAUACGUCCAGUUUCAUUAACUGUCAAGAGUACAACAUUUGCCUGAAGUGGUUUUAGUGAGGGGAUGUCUUAACCAGAGAGUGCUUUUCUAAGGUGUCACUAUUUUAACAAGACCAUUUCAGAGAUGUCACUGGCUUUUUUUGCUCCCUUUUUCAUUAUGUAUUUUGUGAAAAGCUGAAAAUAAAAUGGAUUUUUGCGUGAAAUAAUUGCAUUGUGAAAUUUGCAUUAAAAAUGUUGCAUUGUAACGUUGUACUUUUUCUAAACUUAUCAGUUUUUAUUUUGAUUUUUUGUUGUUUUUUUCCAACACCUUUGUGUUUCUAACACUGUAUUCUUUGACCUUGUAAAUAAGAAAGAAGCUGUAAAUAAAUGCAAAUGUAGAUAACUUCUAGAGCUACAGCAGUGACCCUGUGUAGUCUUUAGUUUAAAAAAAUAAAGGAAUAUUUUGUGUUUA